Molecule: messenger RNA, 2038 nt
Organism: Trichomycterus rosablanca
Lineage: Eukaryota; Metazoa; Chordata; Actinopteri; Siluriformes; Trichomycteridae
Gene: ppp2r3c
Product: protein phosphatase 2, regulatory subunit B'', gamma
Exons: 13
Coding region: 121-1488 (455 amino acids)
Biological process (GO): T cell homeostasis; regulation of dephosphorylation; microtubule cytoskeleton organization
Cellular component (GO): spindle; centrosome
Source: RefSeq, a predicted model, not a curated record
GGAAUUGUAAACAGACGGAAGACCGGUAUGUGUUUAGAAGUUCGUUAGAUAAACACGAUCGGUUCGAUUUAUGGUGUUUUUAUUGAUCUUUGUAUGUAGUAAAAAUAAAUACUGAUUAAUAUGGAAAGCGAAAAAACUGCUCAGUGGAAGGAAAUCCUGAAAAGAAGACUCGCCUCGGCUAAAACAGAUACGAGGAGUAAAGACGAGAAGGAAGCCGAGGAGAUGGAGCUCUUCACCAGAUACUACACCGAGUGGAAGGGAGGAGGGAGCGGAGAGAGAACGUUCAAACACAUCCCACGCUUCUACUACAGGCUCCCUGCGGAGGAUGAAGUUCUGCUACAGAAGCUGAGGGAAGAGUCGAGAGCCGUGUUCCUGCAGAGGAAGAGCCGAGAACUGCUGGAUAACGAAGAGCUCCAGAACCUGUGGUUUCUUCUCGACAAGCACCAGGUUCCCCCGACCACCGGAGACGAGGCCAUGAUCGACUACGAGAGCUUCCUGAAAGUGGGAGAGAGCGCCGGAGCGAAGUGCGAGUCGUUCUUCACCGCCAGAGUUUACGCCAAGCUGCUUCUCAACGAUCCGUACGGGCGCAUCUCCAUCAUGCAGUUCUUCAACUACGUCAUGAGGAAAGUCUGGCUGCAUCAGACGCGUAUCGGUCUGAGUCUGUACGACGUGGCGGGUCAGGGCUUCCUGCGCGAGUCUGACCUGGAGAACUACAUCCUGGAGCUGAUCCCCACCCUGCCUCAGCUGGACGGGCUGGAGAAAUCCUUCUACUCCUUUUACGUCUGCACCGCCGUCCGCAAGUUCUUCUUCUUCCUCGACCCCCUCAGAACAGGGAAGAUUAAGAUUCAGGACAUCCUGGCGUGCAGUUUCCUGGAUGAUCUUCUUGAGCUCAGAGAUGAAGAGCUUUCCAAAGAGAGUCAAGAGUCCAACUGGUUCUCGGCUCCUUCUGCCCUCCGUGUUUACGGUCAGUACCUGAACCUGGAUAAGGAUCACAACGGGAUGCUGAGUAAAGACGAGCUGUCUCGCUACGGAACAGGAACCUUGACCACUGUUUUCCUGGACCGGGUUUACCAGGAGUGUCUCACCUACGAUGGUGAAAUGGACUAUAAGACGUACCUGGACUUCGUUCUGGCUCUGGAGAACCGGAAGGAACCUGCGGCGCUGCAGUACAUCUUCAAACUGCUGGACAUGGAGAACAAGGGCUACCUCAACGUCUUCGCCCUCCACUACUUCUUCAGGGCCAUUCAGGAGCAGAUGAAGAUCCAUGGGCAGGAGCCAGUGUCCUUCCAGGACGUCAAAGAUGAAAUCUUCGACAUGGUGAAGCCCAUAGAUCCGUACAAGCUCACGCUGCAGGAUCUGGUGAACAGCGGGCAGGGCGACACGGUCACCAGCAUCCUCAUCGACCUGAAUGGCUUCUGGACCUACGAGAACAGGGAGGUUCUGGUCACCACCGACGAGAACAACGCCGCAGAUCUGGAGGACACAUGACGUUCACCAUGUCCAAAUACUCUCUCCUGGAGAUAAACAGACUUGUAUUAGGUACCUGUAGGUCCUAGUGACUGAUCAAGGGUCAGACUGGCCAAAAGUAUGUGGACACCAAUCCCAGUUAUUGAGUAGCUCACAAGGAACUCUGUAGCUGCACAAAACCUGGACCUCGGUUCCUUAAGUCAGAGCCACGCCCUUCUCAUCCAUGUUUAUAUUCAUUAAGGUUAAGAGGUUAAGAGCUUUAUAGUCAUAACAGUGGUGCAUUGUGGGGGUUAGAACCUUUCUGUGCCCAUGCUGAUUCCUUUGGGUGUCGGGUUGGGUCCAGGUCUUGGUGGGUCGGUUAAAAGGUUAGCAUAGGAUGUCCAGCAAGCUCAUUAUCAGGCGUCCACAUACUUUUGUUCAUACAUUAGAGCUCAAGACUCUCAUGAGGUACCUGAAACAAACCUGGAGGAGUGUGAGGAGCGGAGACUGUCUGAGUUUCAACAGUUUAUUGAGUAAGUUUCUAUACAAAAAGGUGAAAAGUGUAAAUAAAUAAUAAAAUUUUUCAAACAGA